AUGAGAAACGAUCUCAUAACCUUGACUCGAUCUGCAACAAACUCAAGUUAUGCCGGCAUUGAUCCCGAAUCCAAGGAUUUCAGUCUGGACAAAUGGCUUCGCGCAUUCGUCAAAGACUUCGACUCAGAAAAUGUCAAAGCUACUCGGGCAGGUAUUGUCUGGAAGAAUCUCUCGGUCUCUGGUUCAGGUGCAGCUCUGCAGCUUCAAGACACUGUCGCUGGCAUCGCCUUGAAGCCCCUCGGCAUGGUCAAGUCUCUGCUCUCGCACAACACUCAAAGGAAGCAAAUCCUCAACAACUUUAACGGAAAUCUCAAGUCUGGUGAACUGCUCAUCGUCCUCGGACGUCCAGGUUCCGGCUGCAGUACUUUCCUCAAGUCCAUCUGCGGCGAGACGCAUGGGCUCCACAUCGAUGAAGGAUCUGAGAUUCAUUACAAUGGUGUCAGCCAGAAGCAGAUGAUGAAAGAGUUCAAGGGGGAGGUCGUGUACAACCAAGAGGUUGACAAGCACUUCCCUCAUCUGACAGUUGGCCAAACUCUUGAGUUCGCUGCCUCCACUCGCACCCCCAGCCAUCGUAUUCGUGGCCUGUCAAGAAAGGAAUUCUCUAAGCACACUGCCAAAGUCAUCAUGGCAGUAUUUGGUCUCAGCCAUACAUACAACACCAAGGUCGGCUCCGAUUUCGUUCGUGGUGUGUCAGGUGGUGAGAGAAAGCGUGUCAGUAUCGCUGAAAUGGCUCUUACUGGAUCUCCUUUGGGAGCUUGGGACAAUUCGACGCGUGGUCUUGAUUCGGCAACUGCGUUCAAAUUUGUCAACUCGCUACGUACUUUGGCAAACCUUGGUGGAUCAGCUCACGCCGUCGCCAUCUACCAAGCUUCUCAGCAGAUUUAUGAGUUGUUUGACAAGGCCAUCGUGCUCUACGAGGGUCGCACCAUCUAUUAUGGCUCUGCACCCAAAGCUCGUGCUUUCUUCGAAAAGCAAGGUUGGACUUGCGAUAAGAGACAGACUACUGGAGAUUUCCUUACUGGUCUUACCAAUCCUGCCGAGCGUAAAGUUCGCAAAGGCAUGGAGAACAAAGUACCUCGUACCGCAGAAGAAUUCGAGCGUCGCUGGCUCGAAUCUUCAGAGUACAAAACUAUGGAACGAGGCAUUGAGGAACAUGAGAAGUCGGUCUCUGGAGACAAAAUGGUCGAAAACUUCCGGGAGAACAAAGGUGAAGCUCAAGCAAACCACACCCGUCUGAAGUCGCCAUACCUCAUAUCGGUGCCUAUGCAGAUCAAGCUGAACACAGUGCGAUCUUAUCAACGUAUAUGGAACGAUCUGCCAUCUACCGCCUCUGCUAUCCUUGUCAAUGUCUUCAUGGCUCUAAUCAUCGGUUCCAUCUUCUACGGAACACCUGACGCUACUGUUGGAUUCAUGUCCAAAGGAGCUGUGCUUUUCUUCGCCGUACUUCUCAAUGCGCUGUCAGCCAUGAACGAGAUCAACAGUCUCUAUGCUCAACGUCCAAUCGUCGAAAAACACAAAUCGUAUGCCCUCUACCAUCCGGCAACAGAAGCAAUCGCUGGUGUGGUCAGUGAUAUCCCUGUCAAGUUCAUUACCACCGUUGUGUUCAACCUGAUUCUCUAUUUCCUGGCUGGUCUUCGACGAGAACCAUCGCAGUUCUUCAUCUACUUCUUGAUCACGUUUAUUGUGGGCCAAAUCAUGUCGGCAGUCUUCAGGACGCUCGCAGCUAUCACCAAGACAAUCUCCCAGGCGAUGACAUUAGCCGGUGUGAUGGUUCUUGCGCUUGUCAUCUAUACAGGCUAUGUUCUUCCCCAGCCAUACAUGAAGCCUUGGUUCAAUUGGAUCCACUACCUGAAUCCAAUCUUUUACGCAUUCGAAAUUCUGAUUGCUAAUGAAUUCCACGGACGAGAGUUUACCUGCUCGCAAUUCGUGCCUGCUUAUCCCAAUUUGCAAGGGGAUCAAUUUAUCUGCUCCCAGACUGGUGCAGUUGCAGGCCGCCGCACAGUUAACGGAGACAACUACAUCCAGACUGCGUACGAGUACUCUUAUUCGCACGUAUGGCGAAACUUUGGCAUUAUGAUCGCAUUCCUCAUCGGUUUCAUGGCCAUGUACUUCGUUGCUGUUGAGGUCAAUUCUUCAACCAGCAGUACUGCCGAAGUUCUGGUCUUCCGUAAGGGACAUGCGCCCGCGAGUCUUACUGGACAGAUCAAAGAAGGCAGUAACGACGAAGAGGCAGCUGCUCAGGGUGCUGCAUCGAACGAACACACCGAGAGCGACAAAGUUGAUGCUAUCCCUGCCCAAAAGGAUAUUUUCACCUGGAGAGACGUUGUUUACGACAUCAAGAUCAAGGGCGAGCCUCGCAGACUCCUGGAUCACGUCAGUGGCUAUGUUAAACCCGGAACCCUCACUGCCCUAAUGGGUGUCAGCGGUGCUGGCAAAACGACUCUAUUGGAUUCCCUCGCUCAACGUACGACCAUGGGCGUCAUCACCGGGGAUAUGCUGGUUAAUGGCAAGCCAAUUGAUGCCAGCUUCCAAAGAGGUUGUGGUUAUGUUCAACAACAAGAUCUCCAUCUCGAGACAGCCACUGUCCGCGAAAGCUUGCGGUUCAGUGCCAUGCUCAGGCAGCCCAAGUCAGUCAGUAAAAAGGAGAAGUACGAUUACGUUGAGGAAGUGAUCAAAAUGCUCGACAUGGAGGACUUCGCCGAGGCUGUCGUUGGUGUUCCUGGCGAAGGUUUGAACGUCGAGCAGCGUAAACUACUCACGAUAGGUGUCGAGCUUGCUGCCAAACCUAAGUUGCUGCUCUUUUUGGAUGAACCUACCAGUGGGCUGGACUCUCAGAGUGCCUGGGCCAUUUGCGCCUUCCUCCGCAAGCUUGCCGACGCCGGUCAAGCUGUCCUGUGUACUAUCCAUCAGCCCAGCGCCGUCCUUUUCCAGGAGUUCGAUCGUCUCUUGUUUUUGGCAAAGGGCGGUAAGACGGUGUAUUUCGGAGAUAUUGGAGAAAACUCUAGGACACUUCUCGACUAUUUUGAGCAGCAUGGAAGUAGGCACUGUGACGACCAAGAGAAUCCCGCCGAAUUCAUGCUCGAGAUCGUCAACGCCGGAUCUUCUGGACAAGGCCCUGAUUGGCAUGAUGUCUGGAAGAAGAGUGAAGAGGCCAAAGCCGUUCAGACUCAGAUCGACAAGCUGCACGAAGAAUCGAGCGGCAGAGCUCGCGAUCACGAGCCCACUGCGGAAGAACUCAGCGAAUUCGCCAUGCCAUUGACCACCCAGAUCGCCGUUGUCACCACACGUGUGUUCCAGCAGUACUGGCGCAUGCCGUCUUAUAUCCUCGCGAAGUGGAUUCUCGGUAUUGCUGCUGGUCUGUUUAUUGGAUUCUCUUUCUACCAAGCCGACUCCUCGACCCAAGGACUUCAGAACGUCAUCUUUUCGGCCUUCAUGGUUUGCACAAUCUUCUCUUCUUUGGUUCAGCAGAUAAUGCCUCUCUUCGUCAGCCAACGCUCGCUCUACGAGGUCCGUGAAAGACCCAGCAAAGCAUACUCCUGGAAGGCCUUCAUCCUUGCCAACAUUGUCGUCGAAAUUCCUUACAACAUCGUCUUGGCUGUUCUGGUAUUCGGUUCCUACUACUAUGCUGUUCAGGGUAUCCAACCCUCCCUGCGACAAGGCAUGGUUCUCCUCUUCCUCAUCGAGUUCUUUAUCUACGCUGGCACAUUCGCGCAUCUCUGUAUCGUCGCCAUGCCAGAUGCACAGACAGCGGCCGCAAUUGUAACCCUCUUGUUCGCCAUGUCCCUGGUGUUCAACGGUGUCAUGCAGUCUCCCGAUGCUCUCCCUGGUUUCUGGAUCUUCAUGUACCGUGUAUCGCCCUUCACCUACUGGGUCGGCGGUAUCGUGGCUGCUCAACUCCACGGCAGAGAAAUUGUGUGCAGCCAAGCUGAACUCAGCAUCUUCAACCCACCUCAAGGUCAAACCUGUGGGCAAUACUUGGAUGCAUACCUCCAAGCCGCCCCUGGUACCCUCCAAAACCCCAAUGCCAUCAGGGACUGUGCCUACUGUGCACUGAGCAACGCAGAUCAGUUCCUCUCUGGUUCAAACAUCUACUAUUCACAAGUAUGGAGGCAAUUCGGUAUAUUCUGGGCAUACAUCGUCUUCAACAUCUUCGCUGCCGUGUCCCUAUACUGGCUUUUCAGAGUCAGCACUUUCAGUUUCUCUGGAUUCACCGAAAAACUCAAGGGACUCCACUGGCCAAGACACGAGCCUCUGGCCAAGAACAAGGAAGGAGAGAAGCAGAGAAACGUUGCUAACCCUUACUAG
Molecule: messenger RNA, 4305 nt
Organism: Aureobasidium namibiae CBS 147.97
Lineage: Eukaryota; Fungi; Ascomycota; Dothideomycetes; Dothideales; Saccotheciaceae
Product: putative ABC multidrug transporter
Exons: 7
Coding region: 1-4305 (1434 amino acids)
Biological process (GO): transmembrane transport
Cellular component (GO): membrane
Molecular function (GO): ATP hydrolysis activity; ABC-type transporter activity; ATP binding
Source: RefSeq, a predicted model, not a curated record